ACGACGGAAGUUUAAACAAUUACUAGUGUUUUUAACUGCUUAUUUCGAGACAGUUAAAUACGAUAAAAUAUCUCAUAUCGCCCAGUAUUGUAACUGUAGGGAUUUGGGAGUUUGGACCCUACCCGUGUUCACGGAUCCAGGAAGAGACGACCAAUGAUUAGACGAGUAAUUGGAUUUAUUACAAAGGAAUGUGCAAUACAGACGUCCGGGUCUUAUCCGUAUCUGCAGCACACGACACGUGUGUCUUCUGGCAGGAUAGCCCAAAGAAGAAUAAGACACAAGAUUGUACAGCACUCAGUUUCCUCAUUACCUUCAUCAACACUGCCAUCAUGUCGCUGCUGACUCACAUGCUGGCAUGUUUGUUUGGCACGGGCUCCUGGGUGGCAAUCAACGGAAUGUGGGUGGAGCUUCCACUGAUUGUGCCACAGAUCCCUGAGGGUUGGUACCUGCCAUCCUACCUAACAGUCCUCAUCCAGAUGGCCAACAUAGGCCCCCUCGUCAUCACCUUGAUGCAUCACUUUCGCCCAGGACUGCUGGAUGAGAGGCGUGUUGUCUACUGCAUUGUUGUGUUGGGGAUCAUUGCCACAUUCCUUUUGGCUUUCUUCUGGAAGCACACAGUGACUAUAUCAGGAAACAUGCACAGUGUUCCCCUCUUGAUAUUGUGCUUCCUGCUUUCUGUGGUGGACUGCACCUCCUCUGUCACCUUUCUGCCUUUUAUGAUACGUCUGUGCCCUCAGUACCUUACCAGCUACUUUGCAGGUGAAGGCCUCAGCGGUCUGGUGCCUGCACUGGUGGCUCUUAUUCAAGGUGUGGGUGUAGUCCGGUGUCAUAAUGUCAACGUGACGGUUUCAUUGAACAAAACAUUUGAGAAUUCCACGGUUGACGCUGGGGAGCUCCAUGCAAUCUAUCAACCAGCAAAAUUCUCUGCUCGAGUUUUCUUCUUGUUCCUCAGUGUUAUGAUGGUUGUAUGCUUGAUGGCCUUCAUCCUACUCAACCAUCACCCUGCUGUGGAUCGAGUGAAGAAGAAGGACCUGUAUUUCAGAGAAGAAUUGACCUCAGAGAAGAGAGAGCAAGUUUUCUCUUUGCACACUCAAACACCAGAGCAAAAGCCAAUGUUAAAUCCUGUUGAUUCUGCUCCGAGGGAACCUCGGAGCUCCUUUGGCAAGGGCACAUACGCGAACUCUGAGGUGGCUUUAAUAUUUGCUGUACUGGCCUGGGUGAAUGCUCUGACCAAUGGCGUGCUGCCAUCGGUGCAGUCUUACUCCUGUCUGCCUUAUGGGAACCAGGCCUAUCAUCUGGCUGCUACAAUGGCAGCGGUCGCCAAUCCAUUGGCGUGUUUCAUUGCCAUGUGUAUGCCUAUCAGGUCUCUUAUCUUCAUGUCCCUUCUGACUAUGUUUGGCACUGCAUUUGGAGCCUACAUCAUGGCCAUGGCUGCACUCAGUCCUUGCCCUCUGUUGGUCCAUAAUGCAUCUGGGACCGUUGUUAUAGUGCUGGUCUGGAUCAUAUUUGUUCUCUCCCUGUCCUAUGUAAAAGUAAUUAUUGGAGUAAUUCUCCGAGACGAGGGCCAUACUGCCCUCGUGUGGUGUGGGGCAGUAGUCCAGUUGGGUUCUAUGGUAGGUGCCCUUUCCAUGUUUCCACUGGUAAGCAUCUAUAGCCUUUUUAAGUCAGGUGAUGCCUGCAACACCAAGUGCCCCAUGUAACAAAGAAAUCUGUUUAAACCAUCGGUGUACGAACCACAAGUCCAACUUGCACUUGUACUGCAAUAUAGGCACAUUAAUGGGUGUGAAGUUAUGAGGUUUAAACCUUUCAACUUUUGAGCAGAGCUGAGUGGGCUCAGGUGUUCAUCUACUACUCUUCUUAUUUAAACAGAGUUGGUAAUCCGUGGUAGAUUUCAGUCUUCUGAAAGACUACGGACUACAAAAUAACAGCAGAUCAAAAUAUUUAUUUGCUUAUUUACAUCAUCAAUACCUUUACUUUUCUGAGCUCAAACUUUUUUUUUUUUUUAAUGUGAACAUAAUGUAAAAGUUGAAAUAUUUUGAGUUUGCACUUUGGAAAUGCGGUACUUUUUUCUUUUUUUAACUAUUUGAUUUCAGACUGUUACAUAUUAGAGACUAUGUAAAUGUACUAGAUUGGUGAAACUGUAACAAAAAUAAAGCCAAAAUCAAUACAGUGGGCUCUUUUUUUUCACUUUUGUUAACACUUCAUGAAAACAUCAAAUGGUAAACACCAUUUGCUCAUUUGAAUACUGUAUCAGGUACAACGCGACUUUAUGACAUUGUUGUCAUGGUUAUGGCUAAAAGUAUCUAACAAAUGUGAGAUUGGGGUGCCCCUGUCUUUGUGGACAUUUCCUAAA
Messenger RNA from Syngnathoides biaculeatus (alligator pipefish), 2353 nucleotides. It is a transcript of the gene slc52a3-2b, whose product is annotated as solute carrier family 52, riboflavin transporter, member 3-B. Bases 189 to 1700 code for a protein of 503 amino acids. Gene Ontology annotation, molecular function: riboflavin transmembrane transporter activity. The transcript is spliced from 4 exons. The record is from RefSeq and is a predicted model, not a curated record. Gene Ontology annotation, cellular component: plasma membrane. NCBI's taxonomy places the organism in Eukaryota, Metazoa, Chordata, Actinopteri, Syngnathiformes, Syngnathidae. Gene Ontology annotation, biological process: riboflavin transport.